GGAGCGCCGCGCGACUGACGCUGCCGCCCGGGAAGGUAGGAAGGGGGCCCCGGCGGCUCCCUUCCUUCUCCUCAGCCGCGAUGUCCGUGCUGAGCUGGAAGCCGUUCGUCUACGGCGGCUUGGCCUCGCUCGUGGCCGAAUUCGGGACCUUCCCUGUGGAUCUCACCAAAACACGACUUCAGGUCCAAGGCCAAAGCAUCGAUGCCCGAUUCCGAGAGAUCAAGUAUCGGGGCAUGUUCCACGCCUUGUUCCGCAUCUCCAGGGAGGAAGGCGUUCUGGCACUCUACUCCGGGAUUGCGCCAGCCUUGUUAAGGCAAGCAUCUUACGGCACCAUAAAGAUUGGUAUAUACCAGAGUUUGAAACGGCUUUUUGUGGAUCGUUUAGAAGACGAAACGUUACUGAUCAAUGUCAUCUGUGGGGUAGUGUCAGGGGUGAUCUCCUCUGCGCUGGCGAAUCCAACAGAUGUGCUGAAGAUCCGAAUGCAGGCUCAGGGCAGUCUGUUCCAGGGAGGAAUGAUUGGAAGCUUCAUAGACAUCUACCAGCAGGAAGGCACACGGGGGCUCUAUAGGGGCGUGGUCCCCACUGCUCAGCGUGCUGCCAUUGUGGUGGGAGUCGAGCUGCCAGUCUACGACAUCACGAAGAAGCACUUAAUCCUUUCGGGACUGAUGGGGGACACGAUCCUCACCCAUUUUAUUUCCAGCUUUACCUGCGGGCUAGCUGGCGCCAUUGCUUCAAAUCCGGUGGAUGUGGUGCGGACCCGGAUGAUGAAUCAGCGGGCCAUCGUGGGAAGCAUAGACCUCUACAGGGGUACGCUGGAUGGUCUGGUAAAGACAUGGAAAAGCGAGGGCUUCUUCGCUCUUUACAAAGGAUUCUGGCCAAAUUGGCUGAGGCUCGGCCCUUGGAACAUCAUUUUUUUUAUCACCUAUGAACAGCUGAAGAGGCUCACUUUCUAGGGACUGGCUCAGAUUGGUGAUCCGGCUGCCCUUCCUGCUCAUGUCCUCCUUUCCUGCAUCUUCAUGCCUUUUUGCCUAUGCAGACUGAGGCCCACCAGACCCAGCUGAAUGCUCAGUCUCAAGAGCCUGGCUUGGAUGAGAAGGGGGAUAGUGGGGCCAGAAACCCUCAGAGCCUGUUGCAUGUGCUUCCCCACAAGGGGAAGGGUGGGGUGUGACGGGGAGAGCGCAUGGGUCCGAGUCUGUAUCUUCUGUGAAGAGCCAUGUGUGUUUGAGGUCCUUCCCAGUUCAGCUUAUUGCAAUGUGGGUUUUGCAGUAGGCUGUGCCUUCCCCGAAGUCAUGCCUGAGGCGACGGGGUGGACUCAAAGGGGCUGCUGCAUUCCCUCCAUUGUCAUGUGACCGUAUUAAACUAUUUAUUGGA
Messenger RNA from Elgaria multicarinata webbii, 1371 nucleotides. It is a transcript of the gene SLC25A14, whose product is annotated as solute carrier family 25 member 14. Gene Ontology annotation, biological process: transmembrane transport. The transcript has 9 exons. The coding region runs from base 81 to 953 and encodes 290 amino acids. The record is from RefSeq and is a predicted model, not a curated record. NCBI's taxonomy places the organism in Eukaryota, Metazoa, Chordata, Lepidosauria, Squamata, Anguidae. Gene Ontology annotation, molecular function: transmembrane transporter activity.